AUGCCAACAAAGCUAGUAGAUGGAAGAUGGAUCAUACCUUGGAUGGAAUUGAUAAAACUGGCUGCACCAGAUAGGAUAAAGGACCAGCGAAUCAACCUUUCAAACCUCAAGGUGUAUAGCUGCUUAGCGUAUUCGAGAAUCCUAGAUUCAAAGCGCACACAAUCAGACAAGAUAUCACCGAGAGCAGAGAUCGGAUUCCUAGUGGGGAUCUGGUUUCCGUACAAAGGGGGACAGUAUGGAAGGGUAGACGUUAUCAGAGAUACUGUUUUCGAUGAGACACGGCGGUAUACGACGGCGAAGAAGCUAGAAUCAGAAGAUACAGAUGAAGCUCAGUCUGAACUGAGUACCCAGAUGCAGAUGCCGUCAUCCAUAGCCCGCAUCGCCCUGCAUGAUGACGUUCAGCAUACACAGCAAGGGCAGGAUCCGCAUACAGAUGCAGAUUUACAAGAUGCAGAGAUGCAAGAUGCAGAGAUACAAGAUGCAGAGAUGCAAGAUGCAGAUCUGACAGAUAGAGAGAUGUAG
This is a messenger RNA of Penicillium mononematosum, 522 nucleotides long. RefSeq lists its product as uncharacterized. The coding region runs from base 1 to 522 and encodes 173 amino acids. The record is from RefSeq and is a predicted model, not a curated record. The transcript is spliced from 3 exons. NCBI's taxonomy places the organism in Eukaryota, Fungi, Ascomycota, Eurotiomycetes, Eurotiales, Aspergillaceae.